Messenger RNA from Zea mays, 1774 nucleotides. RefSeq names its product endoplasmic oxidoreductin-1. Gene Ontology annotation, cellular component: endoplasmic reticulum; endoplasmic reticulum membrane. NCBI's taxonomy places the organism in Eukaryota, Viridiplantae, Streptophyta, Magnoliopsida, Poales, Poaceae. Gene Ontology annotation, molecular function: protein-disulfide reductase activity; thiol oxidase activity; FAD binding. The transcript is spliced from 10 exons. Gene Ontology annotation, biological process: protein folding in endoplasmic reticulum. The coding region runs from base 48 to 1469 and encodes 473 amino acids. The record is from RefSeq and is marked provisional.
AUUCCUUUCGAGAUCUCGCUUCUCUAAGCUUCCGCGGCGGCACGGUGAUGACUAUGACCCCCGCUCCGGUGGCGAACGGCGCAGCGGCCGGCGCUGGCGGGGGCAUGAAGCGGCGGGGCGGUAGGUUGUGGUACGCGGCCGCCGGUGCCCUCCUCGUGGCCCUCCUCGCCGUGGCCGUGAGCUACCGCAGCUUCCCGGGCGUCCCUUCCUCCCCCUCGUCACCUGGAAGCUGCGGCUGCCCUGCUGCGAGGAAGUACACGGGGAUGGUGGAGGACUGCUGCUGCGACUAUGAGACGGUGGACGCCAUCAACGAGGAGGUCCUGCAUCCAAUCCUACAGGAACUCGUUAAGUUGCCCUUCUUCAGGUACUUCAAGGUUAAAUUGUGGUGUGACUGCCCUUUUUGGCCCGAUGAUGGAAUGUGCAAGCUUAGAGAUUGUAGUGUUUGUGAGUGUCCGGAGAAUGAGUUCCCUGAACCAUUCAGGAAACCUUACAAUGGACUUUCUCCAGAUAGUAUGAUGUGCCAAGAAGGAAAACCCCAGGCUGCCGUUGAUAAAACUCUUGACAGCAAGGUUUUCAAAGGAUGGGUUGAAACUGACAAUCCGUGGACAUCUGAUGACGAGACUGAUAAUAAUGAGAUGACUUACGUGAAUCUUCAACUGAAUCCUGAACGAUACACUGGCUAUACUGGUGAUUCAGCAAGAAGAAUAUGGGACGCUAUUUACAAAGAGAACUGUCCAAAAUAUCCCUCUGAAGAACUGUGCCAUGAGAAGAAGGCAUUGUACAAGCUUAUUUCAGGAUUGCACUCCUCAAUUUCAGUGCAUAUUGCUUAUGAUUACCUUCUUGAUGAAUCUACUAACUCAUGGGGACAAAAUCUUCCUUUGUUGUAUGACCGCGUCCUGAAGUACCCAGAACGUGUCCAGAAUCUGUACUUCACCUACCUGUUUGUUCUUCGGGCCGUGACAAAGGCAGCAAAUUAUCUUGAGCAGGCUGAGUACAAUACCGGCAAUCCUGAAGACGACUUGAAAACAGAAUCUCUUGUGAAGCAGUUGCUUUACAAUUCCAAGUUAAGAUCUGCAUGUCCAUUGCCUUUUGAUGAAGCCAAACUUUGGCAAGGCGAAAAUGGUCCUGAGCUAAAGCAAGAGAUUCAGAAGCAAUUUAGAAACAUUAGUGCAAUUAUGGACUGUGUUGGAUGCGAGAAGUGCCGACUGUGGGGAAAGCUCCAAGUUCAUGGUCUUGGAACUGCACUGAAAAUUCUUUUCUCUGUUGAUGGGGACAGCCAUAUGAAUCAGCCAUUGCAGCUGCAGCGAAAUGAGGUCAUUGCAUUGUUCAAUCUUCUGAACAGGCUCUCAGAGUCUGUCAAAUUUGUACAUGAAAAAGGAUCAUCAAUUGAAGAAGUCAUUGAGGAACAGAUCCCUUCAACGGUUCAAAAGAGUGUUUCCAUGCCGAAUCUUAAACUGGACUUCCUCUGAGAUGUAUGAGAGUAAUUUGUAGUUAUACAAGAUUGCAAUGACAUGCUGGAAGAUUAACAUAGACAUGUACGGAUAUAACGAAAGAUUAACAUGUGCUGGAAGCAGUUUCAUACAUACUUGUGUUGCAGCUGUAUUUAAGAGAAUGAGAGAUACAGAUACUUUUGAGCUAAAUGCGAUGACACAGUUAACAUAGCCCCCCCGCACCUCAAACUUUUCCGUGUAUAGGGUUCCUCCGCUGUAAAUCAAAGGAUGUCACCCCUCUGCACUCGCCAUGAUCAAGAGAAUAUUCUCGCUCAACUUGAUCA